Rhodotorula graminis WP1 is the source of this 3207-nucleotide messenger RNA. RefSeq lists its product as uncharacterized. The transcript has 12 exons. Gene Ontology annotation, molecular function: P-type sodium:potassium-exchanging transporter activity; ATP binding; ATP hydrolysis activity. Gene Ontology annotation, cellular component: membrane. The record is from RefSeq and is a predicted model, not a curated record. NCBI's taxonomy places the organism in Eukaryota, Fungi, Basidiomycota, Microbotryomycetes, Sporidiobolales, Sporidiobolaceae. Bases 1 to 3207 code for a protein of 1068 amino acids. Gene Ontology annotation, biological process: sodium ion export across plasma membrane; intracellular sodium ion homeostasis; potassium ion import across plasma membrane.
AUGCCGACCUUGAGGGUGCAGGCGCCCGCCAGUCACGGCCGCGCCUUGCGCCGUUUCGACACAAUCGCGAGCCAGGGCUCGGUCCGCCCGCGUGCCCGCAUCCCUGUCGACUUCCGCACCCUGUCGAUCCAGGUCACCGAGAGCCGCGCCGUUCCCAAGGCGACCGGCCUCCCCGAGAAGAAGAACAAGGACCUCGACGACCUCGCCUCGCUCGACUGGCACACCCUCAGCCCCGACGAGGUCGCACAGCGUCUUGGCGUCGCGCCACAAGCCGGCCUCGACAACCAGGUGGUCGCGCGCCGGCUCUCGUCGGACGGCCGCAACGUCAUCACGCCCGCUCGCGCCAACUGGCCCCGCAAGAUCUUUUUAUACUUCUUCGGCGGCUUUGGGUCCCUCCUGUUCGUCGCCUCGGUCCUGUGCUUCGUCGCCUGGCGGCCGUUGGGCGACCCGAAUCCGGCCGUCGCCAACCUCGCCCUCGCCGUCGUCCUGCUCCUCGUCGUCAUCCUCCAGGCCUUCUUCAACGCGCUCCAGGACUACAAGACGACUCGCACAAUGUCGUCGAUUGCGAGUGUCCUGCCGACCGCGGUCCUCUGCCGUCGCGACGGCGCCACCGUCGAACUCGCUGCAGCCGACCUCGUCAAGGGCGACAUCGUCCUUCUCAAGAUGGGCGUGAAGGUGCCGGCCGACCUGCGCCUCAUCGACGUCUCGCCCGACUGCCGCUUCGACCGCUCGAUCCUCACAGGCGAGAGCGUCCCUGUCGGUGCCACCGUCGAGAAGACCGAGGACAACUUCCUCGAGACGCUCAACAUCGGCCUUCAAGGCACGCUCUGCACAGACGGUACCGCUACCGGCAUCGUCGUCGGCUGCGGCGACUCGACCGUGUUCGGCCGGAUCGCCAAAGCGGCAGGACGCUCUCGUCCGCUCCCGUCGACGCUCGAGGAGGAGGUUCGGCACUUUGUCACGAUCAUCGCGAGCCUGGCGGCCGCCGUCGUCGUCCUCAUCAUCAUCCUCUGGGCAGCCUGGCUUCGAGUCGCGCACCCGGGCUUCAUCACGGUCCCGGUCCUCAUCAUCGACUGCGUCUCGGUCGCCGUCGCCUUCAUCCCCGAGGGUCUGCCCUUCUGCGUCACCAUGUCGCUCACCGUCAUCGCGAACAAGAUGGGCAAGAAGGGGAUCCUCGCCAAGUCGCUCACGACGGUCGAGGCGCUCGGCGCCGUGUCGGUCCUCGCCUCGGACAAGACCGGCACGCUCACCCGGAACACGAUGACCGCCGUCAGCAUGACCGUCGGUACCUCGUCGUUCACCGCCGCCGACGCUCGCCGCAUCUCGGUCGACGCCGCCAACCCGACGCACAUGGCGCUCAACCAGGUCGUCGCCGUCGCCGCCAUCUGCAACGACGCAGAGUUUGUCGUCUGCGAGGACAAGGACAUGCCGCUCGAGGCGCGCAAGGUCGUCGGCGACGCCACCGAUACGGGCCUGUUGCGCUUCGCCGAGUCGUGCUCGCCGGUGUCGUCGGUCCGCAACGCCGUCGUCGUCAAGCAGAAGCUCGCGUUCAACUCGAAGACCAAGUUCGCCGUCAAGCUCUGCGCCAGGGCGCACGCCUCGACUGCAGCGCUCCCUGCGCUCUUUGACGGCGACGAGUGCAGCGACCAGGUCCUUCUCGUCAAGGGCGCUCCCGACAUCCUCAUGCCUCGCUGCGCCUCGAUCUUGCGCACCGAUGGGUCGGUCGAGACUUUCACGGCCGAUGCCGUCGCCGCUCUCGUCGCCGUCCAGUCGCGUUACGCCGCCCUCGGACAGCGCGUCCUCCUGUUCGCCAAGCGCUCCAUCUUGCCCGAGUACACGGCCGACCUCAUCGGCACCGAGGAGGACCAGCUCUUGUCUCUCGUCGAGAGCCUCACGGUCGUCGGGCUCGUCGCGCUUGUCGAUCCGCCCAAGCACGACUCGGAGGAGACGGUCGCGAGGUGCCGCGCCGCCGGGAUCCGCUUCUUCAUGGUCACGGGCGACUUUGCGCUCACCGCCGCCGCCAUCGCUCGCCAAGUCGGCAUCAUCACGGCGCCGGCCGAGUCGGUCAAAACGGUCCAGCAGCUCUCACGCACGGCCGACGACAAGGAGAAGGCGUCGAUCGUCGAGGGCGUCAACCAGGCCAAGACAGCGCUCGUGCUGAGCGGCCCCGAGAUGCUCACCCUGAGCGAGGAGCAGUGGGACCAGGUCCUCAAGUUCGACGAGAUUGUCUUUGCCCGCACGUCGCCUCAGCAGAAGUUGCAGAUCGUCAAGCGCUUCCAGGCCGCCGGCGAGACGGUCGCCGUCACGGGCGACGGGGUCAACGACAGCGCCGCGCUCAAGCAGGCCGACGUCGGUGUCGCUGUUGCAGGAGGGUCCGAGGUCGCCAUGGAGGCUGCCGAUCUCGUCCUCCUCGACGACUUCUCGGCCAUCGUCGCGGGCGUCGAGGCCGGUCGUCUUUGCUUCCAAAACUUGCGCAAGAGCAUCCUCUACCUUCUUCCCGCCGGGUCUUUCUCCGAGCUCAUGCCGGUCCUCCUCAACGUCUUCUUCGGCCUCCCUCAAGCCCUCAGCAGCAUCCAGAUGAUCAUCAUCUGCGCGACGACGGACCCGCUGCCGGCCUUGAGCCUCACGUACGAGGCGCCCGAGGCCGACCUCCUCCUGCGCCCUCCCCGCGACCGCAAGAAGGACCGCCUCGCCGACUGGCGCCUCCUCCUCCACGCCUACUCGUUCCUCGGCCUCCUCGAGUCGCUCACGGCCAUGGUCGGCGCCUUCUACUUUGGCUUCCACCGCCGGGGCAUCGCCUUCUCGUCGUUGUGGCUCAAGUACGGCGGCUACGACAUCGACCCCGACCUCUUGGCCGAGGCGACGAGCGUCGCCCAGUCGAUCUACUUCUUCACCUUGUUGGGCUGUCAGCUCGGGUCCCUCCUCGCCACGAGGACGAGGCGCCUGUCGAUCGUGCAGCAGGACCCGCUCUUCAACCCUCGGACCCGGAACUGGCGCCUGUUCGGCGCCAUGGCCUGCUCCCUCCUCAUCGGCUUCUUCUUCCACUUCGUCCCCUGGUUCCAGCGUACGUUCGGGACGCGCGGCGUCCCCGUCGAGAUGGUCUUCCUCCCCGUCGGGUACGGCGGCGCGCUCCUCCUCCUCGACGAGGCGCGCAAGGCGGUCAACCGCCGGUGGCCCAAGGGCGUCCUCGCGUGCUUGGCGUGGUAG